Neolamprologus brichardi is the source of this 1085-nucleotide messenger RNA. Lineage: Eukaryota; Metazoa; Chordata; Actinopteri; Cichliformes; Cichlidae. The record is from RefSeq and is a predicted model, not a curated record.
GGGCAGUGAGGCAGACUUUUCCAGAUUAGGCAGCCAGCUUUGGGUGGCGCUGUUGCAGCAACAAAAUUUCCUUUCAGAAUACGAGAAUGAAAACUUGGAGGCAGAGAAACAUGAUUGCAGCUGUUCUGCUGCUGUGUGCUGUUGUAGCGCUCUGCUCUGAUGACGUGGAGACUCCAGCCUGUGUACCCAGUCAUGAGGCAGCAUGUUUGACACCAGCUGAUUAUCUGAAUCCAUCUGGUCCUAUCAGCAAAGUGUUAGCAGUGGGUAAGAAACUCAUCAUCUCCCCGGAGUUCCUCUCUGGAUUUCCUGUCUGCCACUGGAUCAGAGGAGAAGACCGACUAAUGACAGCCAGAAAUGGGAGUCAGUCCAUGGUCACAUCACCGCUUUCUGAGACAGAUUCAGGGGAGUACACUCUGACCUGUGAAUCCAACAAUGCCACCAUUUCCAAGACUGUGAUUCUUCAUGUAGUAAUGAAACGUCCAACAAAACCACAGCUGAUGCUCGAUGGUGUUGACGUGCCAGAUACUUCCCCACUUUUUAAGUGUGUCUCUGAGGGUUUCCCCAAACCCACAAUCAAAUGGUCUGGUAACAAGCAUGAACAGAGUUUAAAGGGAAGCGACAGAAAGACAGAGAGCACAAUAUCAAGCAGUGAAUAUUAUAAUAGAGGAAUGAUGUGCUGUGCAACCAAUGCUGAAGGACAAGAGUGCUCCCAACUGUAUGACUACGACUUACAGAGAAGUGUAAUGAACGAAGAUGAGGUAUCUACUGUCACCCUGAGCAAAGGUCAGUCUCUGCUGCUUCGCUGCAGAGUAAAAGGAUACGGUCUGAGAUCACCUGUGUGGGAGAAAGGAGGAAAACAGCUCCAUGACAGGACAUUUUCAUGUAAACCAGAGAAGGAGGAGGAGAUGUGCAUUAAAAAUGACUCACAUUUCGCUGUUCAGAUGGCCUACCUGUUCAUCAGAUCAGUGAGAGAGGAGCACAGCGGCACAUACACCUGCACGAGUACAGAUAAAAACUCAAAGUCUGUUCAUGUUGAUGUCUCAGAUGAAGGUUUCCUCUCUGCACAGCUGGAUGAGACCAAGAUC